This is a messenger RNA of Microplitis mediator, 5541 nucleotides long. It is a transcript of the gene svr, whose product is annotated as carboxypeptidase D. Gene Ontology annotation, molecular function: zinc ion binding; metallocarboxypeptidase activity. NCBI's taxonomy places the organism in Eukaryota, Metazoa, Arthropoda, Insecta, Hymenoptera, Braconidae. Gene Ontology annotation, biological process: proteolysis. The record is from RefSeq and is a predicted model, not a curated record. The coding region runs from base 278 to 5278 and encodes 1666 amino acids. The transcript has 11 exons.
ACUUAGACAAGUGUAGACGUCAUAUCCAGCUCUGGUCAUACAUGUACAUAUAAUUCCACACACACAAUCUCCAGCUACAUGUAUAGAGCAGUUGACGUUGAUCGUUGACGUUAGUUUACGUCCAUUGUGUCUGCACUUACAAUAUCACCGACUAUCAAAAUCCAUAUACUAAAUUUAAGUGAUGUUUUAUUAAAUCGAUUUUUAUUUCAUUUAUUACCCAGCAGUAAACUCGACUGCUGAUCAGUUUCAAAAGACGUGCCAACGGAAUUAUUGUAAAAUGUUGUCAUACAAUAUUUUUUUAAUAUCAAACGUCUUGGUGGCAUUUGCCAGCGGGUUUGUAUUAGGACCAGGGUCAGGUAAUUUGUUUACGAAUAAACCAAUCGAGGACUUCAUCAAGCCGCACUACAGCCACUACGAGGAGGUAAAAGAAUUGUUCAGCCAACUGGAGAACCAGUAUCCGAAUCUAGCCAAGGUCCAUUCGAUAGGAAAAUCAACAGAGAAUCGCGAUCUGUUGGUGCUGGAGAUUUCGGAGAAUGUCAGACAACGGGACAUUGGUGAGCCGAUGGUUAAAUAUGUCGCAAAUAUGCAUGGUGAUGAGUCUGUAGGACGACAGCUCAUGAUUUACUUGGCCCAGUACCUGCUGGCGAAUUAUAAUCGCGACGAGAGAGUCACCAGACUGGUCAACACUACGGAUAUUUUCCUGAUGCCCUCCUUGAAUCCAGAUGGUUUUGAAAAGUCAAAGGAAGGACUCUGCGAUUCGCUCAAUGAUUUCUCUGGACGAGAAAAUGCUAAACAUAUUGAUCUCAAUCGCGAUUUUCCUGAUCAGUUCCAACGUAUUCCUGAUUUCGCUGUACCAAGACAGAGUGAAACUGUCGCCAUGAUGAUGUGGAUCGCUAACCAGCCCUUUGUUCUCUCGGGUAAUUUCCAUGGAGGUGCUGUCGUCGCUAGUUAUCCAUACGACUCUGGCAUAUCGCAUCCAUGCUGCAUUGAAAGCAAAUCACCAGAUGACAACCUAUUUAAAUAUCUUGCGCACAUUUACGCCGACAAUCACCCGGUGAUGCAUAAUGGCAAUGCCUGCCUACCGGAGCAAUUCCCCGGUGGAGUCACCAAUGGAGCUAAAUGGUAUGAAGUCGUGGGUGGUAUGCAAGAUUUUAAUUACGCUCGAUCAAAUGCAUUUGAGAUAACAUUUGAAUUGAGCUGCUGUAAAUAUCCAUCGGCUUCUCAUAUGCCCGAGCACUGGCAGUUAAAUAAAGAAUCUCUUAUUAAAUAUUUAGAGCAAGCACACAUCGGGAUUAAAGGUUUGGUGGUUGAUCCAAAUGGUUACCCAAUAGGAGACGCACAAAUUCAUAUUGAUGGGAAUAGUCACAAUAUAACAACAACAAAUCGCGGUGAAUAUUGGAGAUUACUACUUCCGGGUAAUUACGUCGUGAGUGCCAGCGCUUGGGGAUACUCGACUAGUGAUCCAGUUCAGGUGACAGUAAGAAAAGAUGAACCGACAAUGCUAAACUUUACAUUAAAUCCAGUAUCUCCUGAUGAAAAAGCGCAAGCCUCAGAAAAAGUAGAGCAAGUUGUUCGACCUCGUGAUAAAUAUGGAUUUUAUCGUGAUAUCCCAUUAGUCCAUCACAAUUACACAUCAAUGGAAUAUUUUUUAAAAGAAUUAAACGGGUCUUAUCCAAGCAUUGCGCGUCUAUACAGCGUUGGUAAAUCUGUCCAAGGACGGGAGUUGUACGUAAUGGAGAUAACGAGUAAUCCGGGAAAACAUGAUCCCAAUAAGCCAGAGGUCAAGUACAUUGCGAAUAUGCACGGAAAUGAAGUCGUUGGUCGGGAAAUGUUGUUGUUAUUACUCGAGUAUCUUUGCGAGAACUACGGUACUGAUGAACGUGUGACUAAAAUUGUCGAUAACGUCAGAUUGCACGUGAUGCCGAGCAUGAAUCCCGACGGAUAUGCCGUUUCAAAGAUCGGCGACGUCGACGGACUUACUGGGCGAGAAAAUGCGCAUAAAGUUGAUUUAAAUAGAAAUUUUCCUGAUCAGUAUGGAACCACUGAGUUUAAUAAAAAUCCUGAACCAGAGACAAAGGCGGUGAUGGACUGGAUAGCAAGUAUUCCAUUUGUUUUAUCAGCAAAUAUUCACGGCGGCGCGCUUGUAGCAAAUUAUCCGUACGAUGACGGACCAGAUCAGAGCAAAACGACUGAACCGAGUCUGAGUCCUGAUGACGCGGUAUUCAAAGCUCUGGCGUUGGCGUAUUCGAAUGCCCACCCGCGGAUGCAUCUCGGGCAGCCUUGUCCGCCUCCGCCUGGUAGAAAGUGGAUGGCUUCGCUCUUAAACGAGCGAUUUCCCGACGGUAUCACCAAUGGAGCUGCUUGGUACUCCGUUUCCGGUGGCAUGCAAGACUACAAUUACCUUCACAGCAAUGCCUUUGAAAUAACUUUGGAAAUCGGCUGCACCAAGUAUCCUAAAGCGGAAGAGCUGCCAACUUUCUGGCUGGAAAAUCGUGAACCUCUUUUAGCUUUUGUGGAGAUGUCUCGUAAAGGUAUUCAUGGAAUAGUAAGUUCUUCUAUUGGAACUCCAAUAGCUCACGCUAAAAUAUCAAUUGAAGGAAUAAAACAUGAUAUUUAUACAGCUAAAGAUGGCGAUUACUGGCGGCUAUUGGUCCCUGGCACUUAUACAGUGACAGCAAGUGCGCCAGGAUAUGAAUCGUUAACCGAAACAGUAAAAGUACCAUCGAGUCGUAAGUCACGUCAGCAAGAAGUCCGACAAGAUUUUACUUUGAUGCGUGAUGACAAUGACCACUGGUCUUCUGCCUACGACUUCCGCCAGCUGAUAAAUUUAAAGCCCAUAUACUUGACUAAUUCUAAACUGAACGAGAUUUUGAGCGAGUUUGAGAAUGAUCAUCCAGAUGUUGCUGAAUUCAAAGCCGGGGAAUCCCUUGACAGUAUGGCGAUACAUUCGCUGAAGAUAACGCGAAAUUUGGGCGCGCCUGAGGAAAAUAAAAUUCAUAUCGCAUUAGUCGGAGGUUUAUUCGCAUCCCAGCCUGUAGGUCGUGAAAUUUACCGUCGGCUUGCUAAUCAUCUGAUUACUGGCAACCGGAUUGGAGACCCUCCGAUUGUCAAACUCCUUGACAAUGCCGUCAUUCACAUUAUUCCUGGCGUUGAUCCAGGAUUUGAAAGCCUCUCAGACAAUUGCAAUCCCAUAGUUAACAAUGAAGUUGGCCAGAAAUUGUUGGAGAACAACAGCAACGAAUCAGAUCUCGUGACAUCUGCAUUCAAAAGAAUGCUGAGCACUGAAGAUUACGACAUUAUUGUAAAUAUAUUUGGGGGAAAUUUAGGUGUCAGUUACACAGAAGAUUUGAAUGUCUACAAACGUUUGGCUGAGAAAUAUGAAAAUUCCAUGCACAAAGAAAAGUGUGAUCUAGAUAACGUUGACUCAAAUGCCGUUGGUGAUUUUAUACAAAAGCAAUAUCAUAUUCCAGUGGUAUCAUUAUCAUUAUCAUGCUGCAAGUAUCCAGCGGCUGAUAAAAUUCCAACAAUUUGGCGCGACAAUUUAUUGCCGUUAAAAGAAUUACUUUUUGAUUUAACUACUGGUGUAAGAGUUGAAGUUACUGAUCCCGCUGGUCAGCCAUUAAGACAAGCCAAGGUGACUAUUGGCAAUGAAGUUUAUGGUGUCACUAAAAAUAUGGCAUAUUUUAUAAAAACAAUGCUACCUAAUAUAUAUUCGCUGACUGUUUCUUGUGACAAGUAUGAGAGUAAGUCAGUAAGCGUUGAAGUAAAAGAACACGAAAUGUCUGAUGUUAAAGUACAAUUAGAAAUGUCAAAAGUAACUCCAGGUGUAGUGGAAUCUGUUGAUCUCAAUAAGAGUAAUAAAAUUAUAAAUAAUACAGUAAACUGGAUACUGGAUGAUUUGAAUGGACGUUUUCCUACAAUUUCUCGACUACACACUGUCGGACACACUGCCCAGGGUACGGUGGUAAUGUCACUGGAGAUCGGAGCCCAAAGUACCACGACCAAGUUGUCCGGUAAGCCUGCAAUAGUAUUUUCAGCGGGUGUUGGAAACGGCGCCCCAGUAACGCCUGAAAUUCUUACCAAUCUCGCGACUUACUUGGUCACUAAUUACAAAAAAAAGGAGUCCGUUACCAACGUACUUGAACGUUUUACAAUUCACAUUGCGCCUAAUUUGUAUCCAGACCACCAAAAUAAUUCCACAUGUUCAACAAAGCCGUCGCGGAUUGAGUUCCCGCUUGAAGAGACGCUUACCCCGGAUGCGCAGAUGAUUGUCGACUGGUUCAAAAAAAUCCAGGCACUUGUGGCGAUUAAUUUGAACACCGGGUCCUGGCAUGUAGAGAUUCCGUUCGGGGAUAAGCGCAGAGAGACACGCGAGUACAAGACCAAUGACGAAGAAAUAUUCCAGUACCUCGCAAGCUCGUACAUUCAACAUCUGCCUAUUUUGGCGUUGCUUGAUCAGAAGUGCGGUGAUGACAUACACACAGAAACAAAAGGUAUUGCACACGGCGCCACUGCCGUGGUCGACGGGCGUCCGAAUUCGCUGAUGGAUUAUAUUUAUUUAAAGACCAGUACUCUGAUGAUGGACAUCUACGUCACCUGCUGCAGCAGCGAUCAGCCGACCAACACCUGGGUCGAUCAUAAAAAUAGUCUAUUCAAGAUAAUAACUGCGAUUGAGAAAGGAGUCGCCGGUUACGUUGUCUCGGAGACUAACGAGCCCAUUGAAAACGCUGUGAUCACUUAUGAUGACUCUGUUCAUAAAGUUGUUUCCGGUGAAACUGGCUCUUGGUGGAUGUUAUUAUCUGCAGGAAGUCAUAAUAUUACUGUCGAAGCGCCGGGAUAUAUUUCAGACACCAAAGAAAUAUCAACACCUGAAUUAAAUAAAUUUACGCGGGUCUUGUUCAAGUUGUCGAGAAAUAAUCAAGUUUGGGGACUCCCGAGAUUUGUUUUUAUCAUCAUUGCUGCGCUCAUUUGCAUGGGAUUGAUUGUCAUUGGAAUUGUUUGCUACAUGUACUGCCAAUCAGUAAAAGAAUCAGAGAAAAAUGACCGACGUGCUUAUGCAUUUAGUUUACUCAGAGAUGGCACGAGUUUUUUCGACGAUGAUGAAAAAGAAGUUGAAUUAUUUAAUAGAUCUAAAGAUGAAAUAGAGCAGAAGCAGAGUUUGAAUCGCCCGUACUACGACGAUGAUAAUGAAUCGGAGUCGGAUGAAGCCAGUGAUUUAGAAUUUAUUAAACCUGAAGGUGAUUGGGACGACAAAGUACCGAUAAUGUCCAAAAAAUAAUUAUUAUAUUAAUACAAAUAUAUAAAUCAUGAUCCGCCCUCUAAUCACUACCAAUCAUAUCAUCGACUUUAUAUUUUUAUUUAAAAAUAUUUAUACGUAAUUUUUUUUUUUGCAAAUAAAAAAUAUAUUUAUAUAAAAUGUUUAUAGUACUUUUGAAGUAAUCACCAAAUUAAUAAAAUAUACUCCGGUGAUUUUUUUUCAUUUAAUAAAUACUGCUUCCAUAAAACGUGAUAAAUUAAAUACUUUAAGUAUAUCACAAGAUG